CUUUAUUCCUUGUUUUCGCCUUUUGUUUGUCAUAAAGAAUCAAACCCCUAUUACCCUAUUCAAAACCUCGGAGGUACUCCAUAAUUCACAGCUGAAUAGCGAAAGAGAGAUAUAUAAUAUAUUCGUGUAGGGAUGGCGAGGAUAAUGCCAAUGACGGCAUCCUCAAUUAGGCCUUCACUCUCAUCCCUCAGGUUUUGUCGCUUCUGCGUUUCUCACAGUUCUUCCCGCAAGUUUGCUUCUUUCCAUCUCGGCACUGCAGUUCCACAGAUGCAAUCUUUUGGCGUUAAAGCUUCUAAGUUGUUGAGAGAAAAAGGAAGCAACUUUUCAAUUGGUGCAGUUGGAAGUAUGGCACAUGCAAGCACUGCUACCACUCAAGAAAAUGUCCUAGACUGGGUCAAACAGGACAAGAGAAGAAUGCUUCACGUUGUUUACCGUGUCGGAGACCUUGAUCGAACCAUCAAAUUCUACACAGAGUGUCUAGGGAUGAAAUUGUUAAGAAAGC
Molecule: messenger RNA, 502 nt
Organism: Nicotiana tabacum (common tobacco)
Lineage: Eukaryota; Viridiplantae; Streptophyta; Magnoliopsida; Solanales; Solanaceae
Source: RefSeq, a predicted model, not a curated record